Messenger RNA from Lindgomyces ingoldianus, 861 nucleotides. RefSeq lists its product as uncharacterized. Bases 1 to 861 code for a protein of 286 amino acids. The record is from RefSeq and is a predicted model, not a curated record. Gene Ontology annotation, molecular function: hydrolase activity. Lineage: Eukaryota; Fungi; Ascomycota; Dothideomycetes; Pleosporales; Lindgomycetaceae. The transcript has 2 exons.
AUGUCUACAUUCAAGCAAUCCACCGCCUGCUGCACCGUCCCUCCCAUUGAUCCCAAAGAAGUAACCUACAGCCCAAAAGGCAAUUACCAAAACGUCGGUGGAUUACGGACGUGUAUUCUCCCCUUCUCAUUCUCAGCGCGGGUAUCGCAAGUUACCCUACAAGUCUGCCAUGCUAACGACUUCUACUACCACACAGACAUCACAGGCGAUGACUUUUCUCAUCCUCCAACGCACGCCCUAGUAGUUCUCUACGACAUCUUCGCCUUCCAUUCAAACACCCUGCGUGGCGCUGACAUCCUCGCUACAUCAGGGGAUCGGUCUUACCUCGUCCUGAUGCCUGAUUUCUUCGAAGGUAAGGUCGCGGAUUGGGAUUGGUAUCCGGACGACACUCCCGAGAAGACUGAGAAGCUAGAGGGGUUUUUGAGUGGUCCGGGCAAUACUGAGAAGACGGUUGAGAAGGUGAUGAUGGUGCAGAAGGAGGCGAGUGAAAAGUGGAAGGGGGUGCAGAAAUGGGGGGUUUUAGGAUACUGUUGGGGAGGUUGGGUAGUGUCCUAUUGCUCCGGACCAUCGACUCCCUUCUCUGCUGUCGCGCAACUGCAUCCCGGAUUCGUCGGUAAGAACAUAGCAGAGAAAAUAAUCAUUCCGGUGCUUGCUAUUGCAUCGAAAGAUGAACCGGAAGAACGCGUAAAGCGCUUUAUGAAUGAACUCAACCCAAACAUUUCAUAUAAGAACUAUGCGAUAUUUCCGAAAAUGGAGCAUGGAUGGCUCAGCGCACGAGGUGACUUAGAAAAGGAAGAAGUAAAGGAGGCCUAUGAAGAAGGCUAUAAGAUGAUGCUAGAUUUCUUUGGAGAAUGGAUGUAG